This is a messenger RNA of Medicago truncatula (barrel medic), 1967 nucleotides long. Its product is annotated as cytochrome P450 94B3. The record is from RefSeq and is a predicted model, not a curated record. The transcript has a single exon. The coding region runs from base 200 to 1726 and encodes 508 amino acids. NCBI's taxonomy places the organism in Eukaryota, Viridiplantae, Streptophyta, Magnoliopsida, Fabales, Fabaceae. Gene Ontology annotation, molecular function: monooxygenase activity; oxidoreductase activity, acting on paired donors, with incorporation or reduction of molecular oxygen; iron ion binding.
AACUCAAUCAUUAGUAAUUGUGCAUUUGUGCUUUAUUUCCUUCACUAAUAUUAUAUCUUCAAAAAUCACAAAACAUCAAAGAAUCACAAGUAUAUUCCAGGCCAUCAAAUUUGUUGAACCAAUAUCUCUUGACACACACCUUAUCACUUUAUCAACUCACCUCAAUCAAACCGACUCCAUCAACAAAUCACCUGAAACCAUGCAACUCUUCUGCUUCUCACCUGAAUCAUAUCUCAUCCUCAUCAUCUCCUUUCUCUUUCUCUAUCUCUACUUUCAUUUCUACACCACCUCAAAAAACCACAUCAAAUAUGGCUUCAAAAUCUACCCUCUACUUGGAGCCUUACCUGAAUUCAUAUUAAACCGCCACCGUUUCCUUGAAUGGACAACACAAGUCCUCCGCAACUGCCCUACUAACACCGCGGUCUUUGUUCGCCCUGGCAAAAUCCAUGGCAUCAUAACAGCCAACCCUGAAAACAUACAACACAUUCUCAAAACCAAAUUCGAAAACUAUCCGAAAGGCGAAAGGUUCAUCAACCUUCUUCAAGAUUUUCUUGGUAGAGGAAUCUUCAACUCUGAUGGUGAUCUUUGGAAGCUUCAGAGAAAAACCGCCAGCUACGAAUUUAACACGAAAUCUCUACGUAAUUUCAUCGUCCAAAAUGUAACAGUUGAAACAGAAACCAGACUCAUUCCAAUUCUCUCAAAAGCAACUGAGAAAAAUGAGAUCAUUGACUUGCAGGAUGUUUUAGAACGGUUUGCAUUCGACAACGUUUGUAAACUCGCUUUUAAUGUUGAUCCUGGAUGUCUUGGAGGCAACGGCACUACCGGAGCCGCUGCCUUCAUGGCGGCGUUUGAAGACGCCGCCUUGUUAAGUUCUGGAAGGUUCAUGACUCUUUUUCCAUUCUUGUGGAAAAUGAAGAAGAUUUUCAACGUGGGAUCAGAAUGGAGAUUGAAAGAAUCAAUCACAACCGUUCAUGAGUUUGCUGAUGAGAUCAUAAGGUCAAGAAUGGAAGCUAAAGAGUCUCCCACAAAAGGUGAAGAUUUAUUAUCUCGCUUCAUCGGAACAGAAGAAGCUUCACCGGAGUUUUUACGUGAUAUUGUAAUAAGCUUUAUUCUCGCUGGACGCGAUACUACAUCGUCUGCUUUGAGUUGGUUUUUUUGGAUUUUAUCUUCAAGAAAUGAUGUUAAGGAAAAAAUAAUCGAAGAAAUUGAAACUAUACGUUUAAAGAGUGGAUGUGCAACGACGAUGUUUGGAUAUGAAGAGUUGAAGGAGAUGCAUUAUUUGCAUGCAGCUAUAACCGAGGCAAUGAGACUGUAUCCUCCGGUGCCGGUUGAUACAAAAGCGUGUUUAAAUGACGAUGUCUUACCAGAUGGAACUAGGAUUAUGAAAGGUUGGUUUAUUUCUUAUCAUACUUAUGCUAUGGGGAGAAUGGAGAGUGUGUGGGGAAAAGAUUGUAAUGAGUUUAAACCAGAAAGGUGGUUAGAAAAUGAUAAAGAUGGUGCGAGUGUGUGUAGAAGUGAGAGUCCGUUUAGGUUUCCGGUGUUUCAUGCGGGUCCUAGGAUGUGUUUAGGGAAGGAAAUGGCUUAUAUUCAGAUGAAGUCUAUUGCGGCUUCGGUUAUGGAAAGGUUUGAGAUUGUUGCUUUGGAGAAAGAUACUUGUCCUGAACAUGUUUUGUCUUUGACUUUGAGGAUGAAAAAUGGGUUGCCUGUGAAUGUCAGUCUAAGGUAAAGGAAAGUGUACGAAGGUUUGAAGGUGUAAAGUUGUGAAAUGUAGUCUGCUGUAAGUGGAUAGUUGAUGUGUAGAUUGUAGAUGUACACAAAUCACACAAUUGCUGAUCUAAAAUGGAUGUUUAGGAUCAUAAGGAUUUGCAUUUCAACUUUGUAUAUGUAUGGCUGUUAUUUUUCCAUCAAGGGACCAAAUUAUGUGCAUCUUCAAUAUUGUGUAACCACAGUUUAUGGUCUCCUUUCAA